Molecule: messenger RNA, 153 nt
Organism: Plenodomus lingam JN3
Lineage: Eukaryota; Fungi; Ascomycota; Dothideomycetes; Pleosporales; Leptosphaeriaceae
Source: RefSeq, a predicted model, not a curated record
AUGGCGGGCUACGUGGCACAAGAAGAUGAUAGAGGUCAAUACGGACUGCGUGGGCAGAUGUGUGGCUGGCUGCAAGCAAACAAGCAAGCAAUCGCCCAUGGCAUGGCGUUUUCAUGGGAGCGCCGACAGUGCGAAGCGAAGCAGCGUUGUUGA